AUGUUUCUCCUAAAAUCAUUUUUAAAUGUAUUCUUUCAGGUUGCCUGUUGUGACUGUCCUCUUACCUUUGUAUCCCACAAAGCUUUCGUGGACCAUGUAAUCAAUGCUCAUCGAGUCGGAGGUUUGGUGCAUCGCGAUUUCAAUGACAUUGGGGAAUAUGAGGAGUGGUUCAAUUCGGUUCAAGAUGUUUUUUCCGUUACUUAUGUCAAACGUAUGGGGAUAAAACAGGGCAACGACUAUCAGGUUCUGUAUCUGUACUGCGCCCGCAGUGGUGGUUUCCGUCCAAAACAAGUACCAGGUCGUGAUUAUUUUCCGGAGUUCACAAAGCGCCGCCUCACUCGACGUCCGACCAAAUGUGGGCGUAAUUGUGCAGCGUUUCUUCGUAUUAUCCAUUGGAUCGAUGGACGUCUCACCGUAAUUGGAUGUGUUGAGCACACAGGCCAUCGUAUGGGUACUGCGUUGCUUAGACUUAGCGUCAACGAGCGAGUUGUUCUUGAUGAGUACCUCUACGUAGUGGAUGAGAAGAUGCCGCUCGACGCAAUGCUGGAUCGCAUUCGUGUAAUGGUUCUAAAAUGUUGUUGCGUAACUAUUGCAGAAGUGGAAGGAUUCACUAUGGAUGGUUUUGAUGUUUCGGAAAGAAGUGUCGAAGAUAUGACGAGAUUUGUGAUGAACGAGAAUGAGUUUGUCUCGCUGAAAGUGCUAUUUGAGGUUCGUUAAUG
Messenger RNA from Strongylus vulgaris, 719 nucleotides. NCBI's taxonomy places the organism in Eukaryota, Metazoa, Nematoda, Chromadorea, Rhabditida, Strongylidae. The record is from the annotation of a GenBank genome assembly.